UUGAAUUAAAUUGCAAAACCAAUAGCCACCAAAUCCCAUACCUGUACUUAAAUACUCUUUUCUCAUACUUCCCUUCCGUGUAAUGCUCGGCUUUUUUUCCACUGCUUCAACAGAUUCGGUGUUGGAUCAGAGUAAGACUCAUUGAGGUUUUUCCAAUUCUGAAAACCAUGGAAUUCUUUUAUUAUGCCGUGUUCGGAGUGAUGACAGUUGUGGUAGCAGCUCUGGAGCUCACCAAGGGUUCCAAAGAUCGCCUUUCUACUUCGGUUCCCUUUAAUUCUUUCAAGAACAAUUAUCUUGUCGUCUAUAGUCUCAUGAUGGCUGGAGAUUGGUUACAAGGACCCUAUGUUUAUUUCCUUUACAGCCAGUAUGGUUUUAACAAGGGAGAAAUCGGAAGACUCUUCAUUGCCGGGUUUGGAUCAUCGAUGCUAUUUGGAACAAUUGUGGGAUCACUAGCUGAUAAACAGGGUCGUAAGAGGGCAUGCAUAACAUAUUGCAUAACUUACAUUUUAAGUUGUUUUACAAAGCAUUUUCCUGAGUACAAAGUCUUGAUGCUUGGUCGCAUUCUAGGAGGAAUUGCUACAUCUCUUCUAUUUUCAGCUUUUGAGUCAUGGCUUGUUGCUGAACAUUUCAAGAGGGGUUUUGAUCCACAAUGGCUGUCGUUGACAUUCUCAAAGGCAAUAUUCUUGGGCAAUGGUCUAGUAGCCAUUAUUUCUGGGCUCUUUGCUAACACCCUUGCAGACACUCUAGGCUUUGGUCCAGUUUCUCCAUUUGAUGCUGCUGCAUGCUUCCUAGCUAUAGGUAUGGCUAUUAUCCUCUCUACCUGGACAGAAAACUAUGGAGAUCCCUCAGAAAGCAAGGAUUUACUCACACAGUUCAAGGGUGCUGCUUUGGCCAUUGCUUCAGAUGACAAGAUUGCACUUCUAGGAGCUAUACAAUCAUUAUUUGAAGGUUCAAUGUACACAUUUGUGUUUCUUUGGACACCUGCUUUGAGCCCAAAUGAACAGGAUAUUCCUCAUGGGUUCAUAUUUGCAACAUUUAUGUUGGCUUCAAUGAUGGGAAGUUCCCUGGCCUCUAGACUUUUGGCUCGCCCAACACUCAAGGUGGAAAGCUACAUGCAGAUUGUAUUUGUUGUCUCUGCUGCAGCAUUACUCCUUCCUGUUACGACAAGUUUUUUCUUGGAGUCCAGCACAGAAAAAGGUGGAAGUAUUACAACAACAGGAUGUCUCCAACUUCUUGGAUUUUGUGUAUUUGAGGCUUGUGUGGGGAUAUUCUGGCCCUCAAUAAUGAAAAUGCGAUCACAAUAUAUUCCUGAGGAGGCUCGGAGCACAAUUAUGAACUUUUUCUGCAUGCCUUUGAACAUAUUUGUUUGUGUUGUGCUAUACAAUGUCAAUGCCUUCCCAAUCACAAUUAUGUUUGGAAUGUGUUCAAUCUUCCUCUUCAUUGCCGCAAUUCUCCAGAGGUGGCUCAUGGUGGUUGCUGAGAGUCAUAAGUCAAAAUCUCUUGAUACUUGGGUUGUAACCAACGAGUGUGAUACAGAGGGAGAGCCUCUUAACUUAUGAAACUGAGGAGAUACAGAAGAUGUUAUAACUAUUUACAGGGACCUGCUAUAAAAAGUUAUGCAGUUUCCUUGCUAGUCUUCAAAUUGAUGGGCUGGGCCAUUUGCUCAUUCUGUUACUCCAUUUUUGGCCUCAUGGCUCAUACAUUAAUGGGCUGAUAAUCAUGUAUCGGAGGACAGUGAUAUUGUUCCAGUACUUCAGAUGGAAAUAUUAGUUGCACUUAUGUAGGUGGUAGUCUCAUGGCAAACUAUUAAUGCCAGUAAUAGUUCUAUACCAUAUUUUGGGUAAUUCUUACAGAAAGCAAUAUAUAAAUUAGGGUACAUUGUGCCAACUGGCAGUGAAGCCAGAUCACCAAGCUUGCAACAUUUGUUUGCCAGUCAAUGCAGGGACAGGAACUUCGGUUCUGUAACUGUGUGGAUUUUUAAUUGCAUUCACCAAUCAUGUGGAAUAUGUUAUUUUACUUUUAGUUCCA
Messenger RNA from Cryptomeria japonica (Japanese cedar), 2028 nucleotides. RefSeq lists its product as uncharacterized. The transcript has 8 exons. Gene Ontology annotation, biological process: molybdate ion transport. Gene Ontology annotation, molecular function: molybdate ion transmembrane transporter activity. Bases 168 to 1559 code for a protein of 463 amino acids. Gene Ontology annotation, cellular component: membrane. Lineage: Eukaryota; Viridiplantae; Streptophyta; Pinopsida; Cupressales; Cupressaceae. The record is from RefSeq and is a predicted model, not a curated record.